AUGGCCGCGGAGCGGCGCGGCGCCGUGCUGCACAUCGUCGUCGUCGGCUUCCACCACAAGAAGGGCUGCCAGGUUGAAUUUUCCUAUCCCCCGCUCAUGCCCGGAGAAGGACACGACAGCCACAGUUUACCAGAGGAGUGGAAAUACCUGCCCUUCCUCGCUUUGCCCGAUGGCGCUCACAACUAUCAAGAAGAUACAGUGUUUUUCCACCUGCCACCAAGAUGUGGGGAUCGAACCACAGUAUAUGGUGUCUCUUGCUACAGGCAGAUUGAAGCCAAGGCGUUAAAAGUCCGGCAAGCAGAUAUCACUCGAGAAACAGUGCAGAAAAGUGUCUGUGUUCUCAGUCAGCUGCCUCUGUAUGGGUUACUUCAGGCAAAGCUGCAACUCAUUACACAUGCAUAUUUUGAAGAAAAAGACUUCUCUCAAAUUUCAAUUCUGAAGGAGCUCUAUGAGCAUAUGAAUAGCUCUCUGGGAGGAACUUCAUUGGAAGGGUCGCAGGUUUAUCUCGGUCUGUCUCCUCGGGAUCUUGUUCUUCACUUCAGACACAAGGUCUUGAUCCUUUUUAAAUUGAUUCUUCUAGAGAAAAAGGUGCUGUUUUACAUUUCUCCAGUAAAUAGGUUGGUGGGAGCUCUAAUGACAGUCCUGUCACUCUUUCCUGGUAUGAUUGAACACGGUCUUACUGACUGCUCGCAGUAUAGACCACGGAAGAGUGUUUCAGAGGACGCUGCCUCGCAGGAGACCGCUCCACGGUUAGAUGAUUAUGUUUCUGUGUCCACUGAUGAUGUUUCAAAUACGAACCUGGGAAUGGGAAAGGGAGGCAGAAGGAAAGCAGGAGAGCAUUCGCUGGAAGGUCAAAAAGCCCAUGUGCCUUUUCCCCAGUCGGAGAAGCCUUGCAAUGGAGCGCAGCCCUCCAACGGUGCCGUGCAGCGCUUGAAAGUUCCUCUCCGCGCUUCUCCAGAGUCUUCUGAAAGUGACUGGGAGACCUUAGAUCCUAGCAUUUUGGAGGAGCCUAAUCCCAAAGGAGAAGGGGAAAACAAAGCACAUGGCCCAGCUGCAAGCCGACUGCCAGAAUGCGCCCGCUCCGAAGGCCUCCCCAUCACGGUGCAGCCGCAGGCAAACGCGGCGCUCGUGCCGGGCCUGGUGUCCGGCUUGGAGGAGGACCCCUUCGGCAUGCCCCUCGCCGUGUUCACAAAGGGAUACCUUUGCCUGCCCUACAUGGCACUGCAGCAGCAUCAUCUCCUCUCAGACGUCUCAGUCCGGGGCUUUGUUGCUGGAGCCACCAACAUCCUGUUCCGCCAGCAGAAGCACCUGAGCGAUGCCAUCGUGGAGAUAGAAGACGCUCAUGUCCAAAUCCACGAUCCCGAGCUCCGUAAGAUGCUGAACCCUACGACGGCCGACCUGAGGUUCGCAGAUUACCUGGUGAAGCAUGUGACUGAGAACAGGGAUGAUGUUUUUCUCGACGGCACUGGCUGGGAAGGAGGCGACGAGUGGAUCAGGGCUCAGUUUACUGCGUAUCUUCACGCGCUGCUCGCUGCAGUGCUGCAACCAGACAAUGAAAAGACAUUGUCAGACUUUGGAACGGCAUUUGUAGCAGCCUGGAAAAACACCCACAACUACAGAGUGUGGAACAGCAACAAGCACCCGGCCCUCGCAGAGGUAAAUGCCAGCCAUCCAUUCCAGGGACAAUACUCCGUAUCAGAUGUUAAGUUAAGAUUGUCACACUCAGUGCAAAAUAGUGAACGCGGAAAGAAGAUUGGAAAUGUGAUGGUUUCCACUAGCCGAAAUGUGGUGCAAACAGGAAAAGCUGUAGGUCAGUCCGUCGGAGGAGCCUUCACAAGUGCAAAAUCGGCCAUGUCGUCAUGGUUUUCCACUUUCACGCAGUCCACACAAAACCUUGGGGACUAGGCACUGCUCUUGCACGCUGCUGCUGGAUGGUGCAGGUGCAGUGGCUUCUCUGAGCUGUAAAAAACUGCUCAAAAUGUAGCAGUGGAGACUUACAGUCCAGGACCAAAACGAAGUCCAUGUUGCUUGCAGGCAGAUGUGGAAGGUUGUCAGUCGGUUUCACUAGAGGUCACCAUAGAAGGAUGGUGAGUGUCUCCACACAAUGGGAUGGCAUUUGCAGCAUAUUGGCUUAAAAUGACUACUUUUCUGUAAAUCUGAGCCUUUAUAAAGACACUAGCAAAGAGGGCUUGGCACAAGCCAAAUGCGUUGAACCUCAGAUUUGUACAUUUUCUUGGAUGUUGAAGAUAUUUAUGUAAAUUAGCUAUAUUUUUCAAUUCAGAUAGCCAAAUGGUUGUGCAUUCCUGUUAGAAAUAACCAGAGUAUGCAUUACUGAUUUUGCUUUCAGGUUAGAUUUGAGAGCACAUCUGCAAAACGUAUAUGGGGGGAACACAUAAAAGGUUCCAAGCCAGGUGGAACUGUCUCGCUUUGACCUGCAGAUUAAAACUAGCAGGGUGCAAAGUGUCACUCUGGCUAACUUGAGAUUUUUUGCUUUCUUCUUCUCCUCUGUAGCCAUGUACAACUGUUAGAUUAAUCUAUCUCUGGCUCUCUGUAUCUGCAAAUCUGUGUGAUAAUUGUGAAAUUAGUAUUUUCUUGACAUUAUGCAGUAGGCCUUCUUACCUUUACCUAUGUUUCAGCCGUGUUUUACCCUGGGACAUGAGUAGGAUUCUGGUUAGAGAGACCUCUUCAAUACAAAAAAGUAUUUAAAAAAAGAAAAAAAAAAACAGUUCUCCCAAAUUGGGACAGAAUCAUCUAUGAGGAUGUAAUUAUGCCAUAAAUGUAACUACAUGCAUAUGAAUACAAAGUAUUAAAAUUACCUAAAACUAGCACAGUAGCAAACUCUGAACACUUUGAUUGCCAGUAAAGUUAUGAAAAUUCUUUCAAGAAAAUCGGCCAUAUAGAUUUUCUGCAUCUACUCAGGGAAUGGUCUAUUCAGAUUUUUGCAUUAGGGAAGGAACAGCUCAGUUCAUGUCCGUAUGUGAAGAAAUAGGUUAGUUUAUAUGAAAAGAUGUGGCAUAAUGCUGUAUUUCAUAUAUAAGUACACAUGUGCAGUGUCUUCUGUAUCCAAGCAUGCUCUAUUCCAUACAUAUUCCAUAUUUCCUGCUUCUGAACACAUUAUUUCCUGUUUCUUGAAGUGCAUUCCUCUCUAUGCCUUCCAUGUGGUAGCUGUUAUUGCUUUCCACAUUAUAUUAGCAGAUGUCCCUGCUUUAUUACAGUAAAAGACACUCUCAGUUUAUUGCCUCUUUGGUAUCUGACAGCUUUUUGCCACACUCUUUUCUGGGGCCAAGAUUUCAAGUCAUAGUUGUUUCUUCUAUUCCUCGAACAAAAUAGAGCAGCUGUGCAAGAAGUAACUAGGAAGAUCCCAAUGUAGCUUAAGAAAUUCACUUCAGAUUUGUUUAGGUGCAUCUGACAAGUUAAUAGUGAAGGGAAUAAAAAAACAAAAACAGAUUUGUAUCAAGUAGUUAAAAUCCAGCAACUUAAUUUUCAGUUUUAUUGCUUCAAAAAAUAUAUUUUGAAUUUGAAAACACAAGAUCUGCUUUGAAGCUUUCGUUAUUUUUUUUCUAGGGCAAACUACAAAUAGAAAAGCCAUAGAAAACCUGAAAGCCUCCUGCUAGUCUAAAUAGUUUUGCUGGAAAAGGGCCAAAAAUGCCUCUAAAAAGCACUAGUAAUCUACUGCUUCUGACAUAAAAGUAAAAUGCACCUGUAGAAGUGUAACUAUGGCUUUUGGUCUUGAUGUAUAUAUGUGUAUCUUUUAAAACGGCUGAUG
This is a messenger RNA of Nothoprocta perdicaria, 3766 nucleotides long. It is a transcript of the gene AVL9, whose product is annotated as AVL9 cell migration associated. The record is from RefSeq and is a predicted model, not a curated record. Bases 1 to 1905 code for a protein of 634 amino acids. Gene Ontology annotation, cellular component: cytoplasm. Lineage: Eukaryota; Metazoa; Chordata; Aves; Tinamiformes; Tinamidae. The transcript has 16 exons.